Molecule: messenger RNA, 2324 nt
Organism: Rhinichthys klamathensis goyatoka
Lineage: Eukaryota; Metazoa; Chordata; Actinopteri; Cypriniformes; Leuciscidae
Gene: flvcr1
Product: FLVCR heme transporter 1
Exons: 10
Coding region: 290-1894 (534 amino acids)
Biological process (GO): heme export; transmembrane transport; erythrocyte differentiation
Cellular component (GO): mitochondrion; membrane
Molecular function (GO): heme transmembrane transporter activity; heme binding
Source: RefSeq, a predicted model, not a curated record
AGCAAAUCCGGAGUGGAUGCGCAGAUCACGCCAUCAUCAUCAUCAUCAUCUCUCACAUGCUGCUGAAGCCGGUAGUGAAAGGAAACGUGGUCCCAAUUCAGCCAAUUCAUCUUAAAUUACAGCGUUUUAUUUGCGUUAUUAUCAAGUGGACCUUCCGAAGACAUCAUCCCUGUCUCUUUGUGUCACGCACUUAACGUUACCGCCCCAGGAAACGUUUAGUCAGAGAAUUACACAUCUAGUACGAUUUGAUAUGAAUUAAAAUCUAAGUGACUGGGUUAAUUUUGCCGAAAUGGUGGCAGGUGAGUUUCUUCCAGAGCAGCAUGUUCUGCCUGACAGGCUUGACAACACACCAGACGGCAUUGUCACGGAAGCAAAUACAGACGACGACAGCGGCUACAAGGAGCUUUCCAAUGGAUCGGUCCAUAUAAUAUUGGAUCCAAAGGUGCUGGAACAGGAGCUUCCACCACCGGAUGAAAAAGAGGCGAUGCUUCCCGCCGAGCACAAUAACGAUGCGCUCGAGACGAGACUCUACUGGAGCCGGUUCGCCGUUCUCGCCGUGUUCAGCCUUUAUUCGCUAGUCAACGCCUUUCAGUGGAUCCAGUACAGCAUCAUUACGAACAUCUUCAUGGAGUAUUAUGAAGUAUCAAGCAUUAUGAUUGACGGGCUCUCCGUGGUCUAUAUGGUCGCUUAUGUGCCUUUAAUCUUCCCCGCGACGUGGCUGUUAGAUAAGAAGGGGCUGAGGAUGACUGCGUUGUUAGGGGCCGGGUUGAAUGCUCUGGGUGCGUGGGUGAAGUGCGCCAGUGUGGGGCCCAAUCUGUUCUGGGUCACCAUGACCGCACAGAUCAUAUGCUCUGUGGCACAGGUGUUCAUCCUUGGUCUCCCCUCCAGAAUCGCGUCGGUUUGGUUCGGCCCGAAAGAAGUUUCCACGGCUUGUGCCACAGCGGUGUUGGGCAACCAGCUUGGUGUAGCCAUAGGUUUCCUGCUCCCCCCUGUACUGGUUCCCAACACUGUAGACGACAAAGAUCUCAUGGGCCACAACAUCAGCAUAAUGUUCUAUGGAACAGCUGGAGUUUCAACUCUGCUCUUCCUUCUAACAAUAUUUGUCAUUAAGGAUAGCCCUCCACUCCCACCCAGCAAAGCCCAAGCUGUUCUCUCCACUGGUCCAGCUGAAGACUAUUCAUACAAACGAUCAAUCAUAAACCUCUUUAGGAGCAAGCCCUUCAUUCUGCUCCUCAUCAGCUAUGGCAUCAUGACCGGAUCAUUCUACUCUGUAUCUACACUUCUCAAUCAAAUGAUAAUUACUUACUAUCCGGGUGAAGAGCUUAACACAGGGAGAAUCGGCUUGACUUUGGUGGUGGCUGGAAUGUUCGGCUCAAUACUGUGUGGAGUCUGGUUGGAUCGUACAAAAACCUACAAAUUGACAACAUUGAUCGUCUACGUGCUGUCCUUUAUUGGAAUGGUGGUGUUCACAUUCACGCUGAACGCUGGAUAUCUGCUUGUUAUCUUCUUUACUGCUGGGGCCUUAGGGUUUUUUAUGACUGGUUACCUUCCCAUUGGCUUUGAAUUCGGUGUUGAAAUCACAUACCCUGAGUCUGAGGGAACGUCAUCUGGUCUUCUGAAUGCUUUUGCACAGGUGUUCGGCAUCAUAUUUACUCUCAUACAAGGGAAGCUGACCACAGACUACGGCCCACUCAGCGGAAACAUUUUCUUGUGUGCUUGGAUCCUCCUUGGCAUUGUUCUAACAGCUCUGAUUAAAUCAGACCUCAAAAGACACAACGUCAAUGUGGGCAAUACAAACAAAGGACAAGCAGUUCCCACUGAGCUGCCUUCUGAUAAAGCGUCCAGUGACGUCAAGCUGGAGUCCUCUAGCUUACCUCACGAGACUUCAAUUUAAGUCUUAAACGUUUCCAACAGCACAUCAAAAAUCACAAGAGAUUACAGACUCUCCUGAGAUGACUUGAAAUCUCCUUAUUUUGCUGUAAUGUAAUGAUGUUAUAGCACAAUUUUCAGUGAAAACGGACUGAUAAAUGUUCACAAAUAUGCUUUAAAUGAAUUUCUGUGAAUCUAGGCUGAUUGUAUAUACAAUCUGUCUCUUAAUUAUACAUGCAUUGCAAGCAUUAUUUUAUUUAUUUAUUGUUUCAAGAAUUGUGGACCAAAUAUUAGGAUUUUAACAUGGCUUGUAAGGCCUAAAUGCACAAUCACGUUGGUGUGACUGGAACAGCAUAUGUUGGUUUGCUUCGUCUCAAAGGACCUGUCUGACUGUGUGUUGCUGGGACGUUUCUAAAGUCUGCUGUUGUAUUGUAGAAUAUCUACAUGUAAUGAUA